CAGGCUAUCGAUCUGCCAUUGAGCGCGCGCUGUUUACUUGGGCUCUGCAAUUUUCUCUGAUACUUGCCUUUUUAUGCAAUGCGAUCGUUAACCAAGCUCCAGUCUGUACUCAUUGUUGCUGGUGGUUUCGUUUGCUACUUCCUCGCGGACGGCUACACUUAUUCAAUUGGCAUACUCUAUUCACAUCUCCUGUCAACCUUCCAGAUAAGCAGUUCCUCAGCUGCGGCUCUUCCCGGACUACUUUACUCAGUGCCUCAGUUCACGGCAAUAUUUUUAUGCCCCUUGCUUGACACCUACGGGUACUCUUCUGGCGCUGCCUGGGGAGCGAUUCUCUUAUGCAUCAGUUCUUUGGGUACUCUGCGAUCUUUCUCUAUCUUCUCCUACUUUAGCCUCUGCCUUUGCUCCAAAUAUCUACGUCCUGUACUUCACCCUCGGUGCAGUAGCUAGUGUCGGACUGCAGCUGACCUAUUCAUCUGCAAUUAUGGCGGUCACGGAUGCAUUCAAAAGUGCGAAACUGUUUGGCCUAGCAGUGGGUUUGACAAUGUGCGGUUCUGGCGUCGGUUCUUUCUCCGCCAAUCCGUUUAUCGCAUGGAUGUUGGAAUCAUGGACUUGGAGGGAGUUGAUGUUGAUUGAAAGCGCCAUUCUGUUGCACUCCAUGGUGUCAGCAUCUUGCUUUCAUCAUUUAGACGCGAUCAACUUCCGCAACAGAGCUAAUACGCUACUGGAGACUAAGAAUGAUGCUGUAGAAGCCCACCCAGAAGAUGUGGAGGGAUUGGCUAUGACUGAGAUAAACGACUAUGCACUUGAAGACGACACAGAGGAAAAGGUGCGCACCCAGUGUUGUGCAAGGUCUUGUUGCAUUGAAACAGUCUGGUCAUUUCUCCGCUAUAUCUUGUGCCUUCCGUCCCGUUACCGGUUUAAACAAGAUUCUCUUCAGAGAAAAUCCCAACUAACCUCGAUUUACGAAUUCGAAGAAGCGUCCCACGAUGACUCUUGUGUCGAAUUCUGGAACGCCUUUACUGUCAGUCUGAAGCAACUAGUUUCCACCGGAUUAUGGAGAAAUCCGGAUUUCCUAGCCUACAUUAUUGCAAAUUCAUUGACUGGUCUGGGUGUGGUGAUUCCGUGGACAUUUAUUUACGAUCAUUGUCUGAUUUCGUUGAGCCGAGACGGGGAGUUGGACCAUUUGAAUGCCAGCCACGUUUCUUGGCUACCAGCUCUUAUUGGACUAGGAUCGCUUUCCGGUCAGAUUUUCUUCGGACUUGUCACUUCGCGCUUCUGCAAUUGCUUGUCUAAGCACAGUUCUCCUGAACCUGGUUCGGAACUCGCUGUACCUAUCCACAACCCUUGCUCCCGAUUCUUUCGUCACGUGCAGGCUCGUUCGCGCUGUUUUUUACUGUUCGCCGGAGUUCUCGCAUGGAAUGGUUUGACCACUCUGUUGAUCGCAUUGCUUCCAUUCGAUCAACUGGCAACUCAAGUAUCUUCGUCCGUUUCAUUCUUCCAGUUUCCCAUCGGAAUUACAAUGGGCGCCGCCUGCUUUCUGACGGGUAUCUCCUACGGUGGUCUGUAUGUGUUGUACCCACAGAUUUUGAUGCAGACAGUUGGUGAACAGCUAUGGGCUGCCGGAUUGGGCGUCUUCCUCUUUCUGAAUGGCGCAAUGAACUUGGUCGGCACGACCAUAAGCGGCCGUCUGUUCGAUAGCACUGGCUCGUACACUCCGGCAUUUCUCGUAGCCGCCUGCAUUCCCUUCGUUGGCUUGUUGGUGCUCGCUAUAGAACAACUUGUGCAGUAUCAAUUCACAAGAGGUGUUCGACGUCACAGCACAACGUCGGCUUAA
This is a messenger RNA of Dicrocoelium dendriticum, 1834 nucleotides long. The record is from the annotation of a GenBank genome assembly. Lineage: Eukaryota; Metazoa; Platyhelminthes; Trematoda; Plagiorchiida; Dicrocoeliidae.